AUAUACACGUGAUUGCUUCACGAUACGUCGCGUCGUAAGGAUAGGCUUCGAGUCACGGCCGUUCGAAGUGCACGUGAGCUUCAAAUGAACGGGAUCUCGUUUCAUUCAGAAACUACGAAGCCGCGGUUCUGCUAGCCGCAGCUCGAAUCUGCGUGUAUAUUCGGCGAUACCGAUCAGUGCUCUGUAUUCCAGGGACACGUGUGUUUCACCUUUGACAGACAAACAUGACGACGUUACAAGCGAUCAGGUGGGAAAACGGCAAGCUGGAGAUACUUGAUCAAAUACUGUUGCCGGCGAUCUCACGAUACAUCCCUGUCAGAGGAGUGGAGGACGGUUGGAAAGUCAUAAAUAACAUGCAGGUUCGUGGCGCACCAGCUAUAGCCAUCGUAGGCUGUUUAAGUUUGGCAACAGAGAUUAAAAACGAGGAGUACACAGACAAGAAGAGCCUUCGACGGGACGUGGAGGGCAAAUUGAAUUAUUUGGUUUCUGCUCGACCAACUGCUGUUAAUAUGAAAAUAGCUGCGGAUGAACUGAUUCAACUGGCUAAUAAACUUACUAAGGAUGAUACUGUUAACGUAACAGAGAUGAAAGAAAGAUUUUUUGAAGCCAUAGAAGCUAUGUUGGAGAAGGAUAUCGCUGAUAACAAGGCCAUUGGAGACUUUGGAGCGCAGGAGAUCUUAAAGAACGUCUCAGGGGACCAUUCUGUUAGGAUUUUAACGCAUUGUAAUACUGGCAGUUUAGCAACAGCAGGUUAUGGCACAGCUUUAGGUGUUAUUAGAUCUCUUCAUAUGAAAAAUAGUCUUGAACACGCAUACUGCUCUGAAACUAGGCCGUAUAACCAAGGAGCAAGACUGACUGCGUAUGAAUUAGUAUAUGAAAAAAUUCCCGCCACCCUAAUCUGCGACGACAUGGUGGCAGCUCUGAUGAAAUCAAGAAAAAUUUCUGCGGUUGUCGUCGGUGCGGACAGAGUUGCUGCAAAUGGCGACACAGCUAACAAAAUUGGAACCUAUCAAAUUGCCAUAGUCGCUAAGUAUCACAACGUUCCGUUCUACGUAGCGGCUCCACGAACUUCUAUAGACUUCAGUAUACCUAGUGGCGACCAUAUCGUUAUCGAAGAAAGGCCAGAGAGAGAAAUGACGCAUAUAAAUAAUCAACGAAUCGCGGCACCUGGGAUACAGUGUUGGAAUCCAGCCUUUGAUGUAACCCCAGCUAGUCUAAUUAAGGGUAUCAUUACGGAAGUUGGAGUGUACAGACCUGAAGAUUUAAUACAAUUGAAGAAGAAUUGCGAGCACUCGUAAAUUAUCGAUCGAUUGCGAGCAAAGAAGAAAGCUUCCGGGAUGCAUUUAUACGAACGAAUUAACCGGUAAUUUCGACGUUACGAAAAAUUGUUGGCAGGCACUUUGUUUAUUUGAAAACUUCGUGUUAAAAUAAAAUUGUUGGCAUAUUACGCUUAUUUGAACAUACACGUUAAGCCUGAUGGACGCGGUAAAAAUGUAGCGUGGAUAUACAUGUACGUGUUUCCGUUUAAAAAUGCCUUAUUCGCUGUGAUUUUUAUAAAUAUAUUUAUAGUGAUUAAUAUGUCGUAUAGAUAGUUGUAUUGAUACGAAGAAAGAAAGAAAGAAAGAAAGAAAGAAAGAAUG
Molecule: messenger RNA, 1640 nt
Organism: Frieseomelitta varia
Lineage: Eukaryota; Metazoa; Arthropoda; Insecta; Hymenoptera; Apidae
Product: methylthioribose-1-phosphate isomerase
Exons: 5
Coding region: 225-1298 (357 amino acids)
Molecular function (GO): S-methyl-5-thioribose-1-phosphate isomerase activity
Source: RefSeq, a predicted model, not a curated record